Molecule: messenger RNA, 4821 nt
Organism: Clupea harengus (Atlantic herring)
Lineage: Eukaryota; Metazoa; Chordata; Actinopteri; Clupeiformes; Clupeidae
Gene: pvrl2l
Product: PVR cell adhesion molecule related 2 like
Source: RefSeq, a predicted model, not a curated record
UGACAUCACAAUCUCCGCUCCACUCUGAAUGGCGCAUUCGAACGGAUUGGGGAACUAGACGCCGACCACUGUAGCUACUUACAAGAGCGGCUGUAUCAGUAGCGCACAUAGCGAGGAGGACAUACCUGUAUGCGCAACUAACGCCCAGUACGGGAAGGGCUUUUAAAUGCUUUUAUGUCAGAAGCCGACUGUAGGACCGACAUCAAGGAAACAAGUCGCCAGUGUGUGGGGCAAAACCACCGCUCUUUGCUGACAGGUUUUGCCCUCGGGUUGUUCACGUUUUCAACAAAACCAUUCAGAGGAAUAUUUGAUUAUCAGUAGUCUGAUCGGAGUAAACUGGACUGUUCAAGAAGAAUGUCGAAAGACGGCGCCUCAGAUGUCUACUUUACGGCGAGGAGUUGGGCGAUUGCAGCCGUAAUUGUUAUCAUGCUUCAAGUGUCGAGUGCCCAGCGUGUGCGGGUGGAGACGGAGGUGCAGGCGUUCCCAACGGAGUCCGUCCAGUUGCGCUGCAUGUUCCUCGAACCUGGAAACACCAAACUCACUCAGGUGUCAUGGAUCUACGAAGACGAAGUAGCAGAUCGGGUGAACAUCGCAGUGUUCCACCCCCAGUACGGCGAGAGCUUCCCCGACUCCCGUUUCAAGGGUCGCGUGAGGUUCACCAAGGGCAACCUGGACAACCCGUCCAUCGAGAUCAGCAAGAUGGAGAUGACGGACGAGGGCAAAUACACCUGCGAGUAUGCAACCUACCCCAGUGGGAACGAACAAGGCACCACCAACCUCGUCAUGCUGGCCAAACCCAAGAACUCCGCUGCGCCGGUCAUAGUCAGGGCCGGCUCGACAGCGGUUAUCGUCGCCCACUGUGAGGCCGCCCAGGGCAAACCGGCCGCCACCAUCACCUGGGAGUCGGAUGUGGCGGGGGGCAAGGCCAACACCACGCAGGUGCCGCAGCCCGACGGGACGGUGACGGUGAGGAGCGAGUACUGGCUGGCCCCGGCCAAAACCUACAACGACAACAACAUCAAGUGCAAGGUCACCCAGCGCACGCAGGACAGGCCUCAAGACUUCCCCAUGAAGCUCUCCAUACAAUAUCCGCCAGCUGUCACCAUCGUAGGCUAUGACGAAAACUGGUACAUAGGUCGCACCGACGCCGUCCUCGAGUGCCAGGUUGACGCCAACCCGGCGCCCAUCACUGUCGACUGGACCUCGGUGAGCGGGGUGUUGCCAGAUGCGGUGGAGGUGGCGGGCAACCAGCUGAGGGUGAAGAAGGUGGACGACAGCGUGAACACCACGUUUGUGUGCGAGGUGAAGAACGUCCUGGGAUCGGCCAAGAGCCAGCUCACCGCUGUGGUGAUCGAGAAGCGUAAGCCACCUAAAGGUAAGGCCACUGGGGCUAUCAUCGGUGGCAUCAUCGGCGCGGUCAUCUUCCUGUGUCUGAUUGGUGCACUCAUCUUCCUGUUCCGCAAACGCCAACUCAGUGCUGAGAGUGACGAUGCACCCCCGAAACACAAGCCCCCUCCUCCUGCCAAGGCUGGCAGCUCUACGGAGAUGCUGAACAAGCCCCAGGACCCAGUGACAGAGACCCAGCCACUCAGUCACAUCUACUAUGAGACCGGCGGCGAGCCCGUCACUGACCUGGAUGAUGAGGACCACGCUGGAGCCCCGGCCAACGGCAGCGGACCGGGAAUGUGGGAUGGCACGGCACUUGCUCCCGCCGACCACGACGCACCUGACGACUCCUUCCCAGAAGGCACGGAGCCCCCGCUGCCUAACAGUGCCGCGGUGGCGCGCGGCGAGAGCUUCAUGUCCGAGCCCAUGCUGGUGUAGAGCCCGCGGGCCCCCCCAACACACUGCCACCCAACCCCCCCCCCCCCCCCCCCCCCCUCCGCAAGCCCGCCAAGCACCCAUCUCGCCCAUACCCACCACAACUGUGCAGGGGCCUGCUACAGCUGCGGAUGUGUACCCCCCCCCCACCCCACCCUUCUUCUCUAGCCUCUUCUGAUGCUGUCCAACCCCUCUAUUCAGUAUUGCCAACUUCCCCACCAUUUCCACCCAGCUAAACGUGACACCAAUGCAAAAAAAACGCAGGACAGGUUGAAUGUUUAUUGCAACUUCCCUGAAGCUAAGCAUGAAUCCCUGAUGGUGCCUACAAGGCCUGUCUGUCUGGCGCGUGGCAUACGCUGAAUGCUGAGAGUUGACAAUACUGAGUACGGAUUAAUUGUCGAUAAACUGUAUAUCUUUUAACAAGGGUUUACACACACACACUGCAAAGCACACAGUCAAUUACACCUACCCAAUCAUAAGAGACCAUAAUUGCUGCCAGUUUUUAAAGUGCUCUGCAGUGUAAGAGUAUUCUAGGUGGUGAAUGUGUACAGCAUAUACUGAGAGGCAUAACAAUGCUAAGAGGUUGUUUAUCCAUGCACUCAACAUUAAGAGCUACAUAAGAGCCCUCUCUACGGACAUCAUUUGGUGAUAUCAAACUAGUAUAUGUUGUACAUUUUCACAGUUUAAAAACUAUUAUUAUUUGAGGUAUUAGAAUGUUUUGAUUUAGUCUUUUGGGUGAUGGGACAGCAUAACCAAAUUGUUUAAUUAUUUUAAGUUUCUCAGCUAAACAUGGGAGGGUGUCAAAUGAUGAGUUUUGUAAAUACUAAUAAGAAGUAAUAUAUAUUGUCAGGUACAUAUGUGCACAGAGUGAAGAAAAACACACCAACAAAAUGAAACAAAAAUAACAAUGCCAUUGUUGUAUGAAAUGAAAAAGUGUGCUUUUUAUUUUAACGGGUAUAUUCUGGUUGUAUGCUGGUGUUUUCAGUAUGGAAAUGACUUGGACUUCAAUUCUAUAUAAUAUGCAUGGCAUGAUUGAUGGGUUUUUAAAGAAAAUAACUCAAAUGUGGACGCAUCUGCUAUUGUCCAUGGGCGUUGUGGUAUCUCUUUCGUUUUGGUCUCUCCCAUCUCCGCCUCUCUACUUCUCGCUCUAUUCCUAUUGCAGUCAAAGCACAAAUGGUGGAACAAUAACAAAAAAAUAAGUUGUGGGGAACCCAAAAAAAACAAGUUGUGAGAAAUAGUACCUCCUGUCCUUGAAGAGGUUUUUCUUUUCACCCUAUCUUUCUUUCUUUUUCUUGAGGGAGCAGCAGAAUUGGCAGUGUUGACUCGUACAUCGAAUGUAACGCAUCCUCUCAUAGACACCGCAGUCAGUUAGCACGCUUUUCCACGCCAUUUUGUUUACGCCAAAGCCAACAGGUUGGAGUCGGGCUAUGUUUAGAGUGGAUACCCUCCCCUGUGUCUACCAACGGCUCAUCCAGCCAAAGUGGGGGUGAAUCCUGUUGAAGUUCAGUAUUGAUCCUGUUGAGCUGUAGCAUGCCUCUCUAUGAGCAAACGGGUCAUGGAGCGUCUGUUGUGGGAUGUACAGUCCGGGCUGCAUGAAUGUGUGUACGGGGUACAGUAGUGAUAAGAUACACAGAGGGACAGAAGCACACGUCUCCAAAACACAUAGAUAGAUAGAUGGAUGGAUGGAUUAAUGGACUGAUGGAUAGGUGAGUGGAGACCAGUGGAUGAGAUGAAUACAUCAGCAAGUAAUUCCACCGACCCAUCUCACAGAUAACUGUAGAACUAGACAGUUGACCUAUAGCACAAUUGAUAUAUCCAUCAAACGCAUGGCUUGGCAUCCCUCUCUCUCUCUUCACCAUACACGACGCACGCACACCCUAACAUUAUUUUUAAUCAAGUAUAUUUUCUCAGUGACACUUUAUUUUUUCUCCUUUCAUGGGGCUGUCGAAAAGUCUGCAUGCUGCACAGUUACCCGGGAGCUUGUAUAUAAAACGCGCUGGAUGGGUAUGUGGCUUCGAUCAACCGGCAGUAUCAGACAAUCACCGCAUUGCACACACCCCCUAAAGAUGGUCAAAGGGAAUAAGUUAUAUUUCUAUCCUUUCCCUCAUUUUGAACUGUGAUAUUCUGUUUUAAAGAUGUAGUUUUUUUUCGUUAAGAUGUACUAUAUGCUAUAUAUAAUUGUUCCACGCUGUUGAGUGUACGUUUGUGAUCCUAAAGUGGAUAAAAUGUAUUACUGUACCGAUUCCAAGAAAAUUUUCAACGACAAUCAUUUGUGACAAAGAAAAUAAUGAUUAAGGGUAUUGUCAGCUACUCGCUUUGUCUUUAUCUUGAGUUGCUUUUUUUUUAGUUGACGAAACCAUGUUAUCAGUCUUUAAUUAAAUUAAUUUCAUAGGAGUUUAAGAAGGCAUUGCUUGUCCCUGCCUCCUAUCCCAUAAGGUUUUAUGUUCAGGACAUUCUAAAACGCUUAACGUGGCUUAAUGUUCCAAAACCUAAUGUUCCAACUUUUUGACAAGUGUUGAUGACAAGAGAUGUCCGAGAGAAAUGUGGUUAUCAUUGAUCGCUUUUUCGGAACAUUAUGCUAAGUUAAGCCUUUUCACGUCAAGUGUUGUAGAAUGCCUACGUUCUGAUGCCAAAAACACAAACUGUGAUUAUUAGAUAACACCCGCCGGUAUUGCUUCUCUCCCACCUUGUCAGAUUGUGCUUACCUGCUUCAGUGUCAACAACCAAACGUGCCUUGGUCACCUUUACGUUUAGCUCUUAAAAUGACGCAUUGCAUAUUCUCUUAAAUUUUACACAAAGGUCGGAGUUACUAUGCUCAGACUGCGUGACAAAUGCCAGACACUGGAGAUCAUCGUGAUUGUAAUUUUUUACGUGUUUUAUGUUACAUUUUGCUAUGUUUAUUUCUGAUUGAUCAUUUGUUUUGUAUGCAUUUUCAAAAGAAAUAUCUGUUCUGUUUUAUUGACUGUUCAUGGUGUUGUCCAAUAAAAUGUGUAAGCUGUA